This is a messenger RNA of Pygocentrus nattereri (red-bellied piranha), 3647 nucleotides long. RefSeq lists its product as uncharacterized. The coding region runs from base 1 to 2742 and encodes 913 amino acids. Gene Ontology annotation, molecular function: nucleic acid binding. The transcript has 3 exons. Gene Ontology annotation, biological process: DNA integration. The record is from RefSeq and is a predicted model, not a curated record. Lineage: Eukaryota; Metazoa; Chordata; Actinopteri; Characiformes; Serrasalmidae.
AUGCCUGAAGUUUUUGCUCAGAGCGAUAUUGACUUUGGUAGAACAGACAGGGUGAAGCAUCACAUCAAGCUUUCUGAUGAGACUCCCUUCAAGCACAGAGCACGUCCUAUACAUCCACACGACCUGGAUGCAGUUCGUAGGCAUCUUCAGGAGCUACUACAAGCUGGAAUAAUUCGUGAAUCUGAGUCACCAUUCUCGUCCCCCAUAGUAGUGGUAAGGAAAAAGAACGGAGAAGUACGUCUUUGUGUAGACUAUCGAAAGUUAAAUCUUCAGACUGUGAAGGACGCAUAUGCACUUCCAAACCUGGAAGAGACAUUUUCCGCCCUUACCGGAUCCAAGUGGUUUACUGUGCUCGAUUUAAAAUCAGGCUAUUAUCAAAUUGAAGUGGAGGAGGCUGAUAAACCAAAGACCGCUUUCGUGUGUCCCUUAGGUUUCUGGGAGUUUAACCGGAUGGCACAAGGGAUCACAAAUGCUCCUAGUACUUUUCAGCGGCUAAUGGAAAAAUGUGUGGGCGAUAUGAACUUGAGAGAAGUAGUCGUGUUUUUGGACGAUGUAAUUGUUUUCUCAAAAACAUUGGAAGAACAUGAAAUCAGGCUGAUGCGAGUCCUUAGUCGUCUGAAAGAGUAUGGAUUAAAGCUUUCUCCGGCAAAAUGUAGGUUUUUCCAAACCUCCGUCAGAUACCUGGGCCAUAUAGUGUCUCAGAGUGGAGUAGAGACAGACCCUGAUAAGGUGGAAGCCUUGAAGACGUGGCCCAGACCGCAAAACUUGAAGCAGUUAAGGUCUUUCCUUGGGUUCUCGGGAUACUACCGACGAUUCAUCAAGGAUUACUCCAGUAUUGUGAAGCCCCUCACUGAUCUAACAUCUGGGUACCCACCACUGCGAAAGAGUUUCAAACACAAAGCAAAAGACAGCCAGUACCAUGAUCCGAAGGAAUCAUUUGGUGGUCGAUGGACAUCUGCAUGCGAGACUGCGUUUAACACCAUCAUAACAAAGCUUACUACGGCUCCUGUUCUCGGCUUUGCAGACUCCAAAAUCCCUUACGUCCUGCACACCGACGCUAGCACCACAGGGUUAGGGGCAGCCCUGUACCAAGAACAAGAGGAACCUGACAGUAAAAAUACUAAGGAUGUCCUGGUCCUUACAGACCAUUUCACUAAAUACGCCAUCGCUAUUCCAACACCCAAUCAGAAGGCCCAGACUGUCGCAAAAUGUCUAUGGGAUAACUUAAUUGUUCAAUAUGGCAUUCCCGAAUGUUUGCAUAGCGACCAAGGUCCAGACUUCGAGUCCCAUGUUAUCAAAGAGCUAUGUCAGCUUAUGGGGAUUCGUAAGACUCAUACCACACCGUACCACCCCAGAAGUAAUCCUGUGGAACGUUUCAACAGGACCCUUCUGAAUAUGCUUGGGACAUUGAGGGACGAAGAUAAAUCCCGAUGGCGGAAUUUCGUGAAGCCUCUGGUACAUGCUUACAAUUGCACACGAAACGAUGUAACUGGGUUCACCCCUUACGAGUUAAUGUUUGGACGACAGCCGAGGCUGCCGGUCGACUUAGCAUUUGGUCUACCAUUGCAGUCUGAUCAGCGCAAGUCCCAUUCGCAAUAUGUGCAAGAGCUCAAAUCGCACCUUGAAGAUAGUUUUAAGAUAGCUAGCCUAAAUUCUGAAAAGAAUGCCAAAGCAAAUAAAACCAGGUUCGAUGCGCACAUAACUGCCUCCAAGCUGGAAGCAGGUGAUCGAGUUUUAGUGCGAGCUGUUCGUCUGAGAGGCAAGCAUAAACUUGCUGAUAGGUGGGAAACCGACAUCCACGUAGUGGUGAAGAAAGCAGGAGAUCUCCCAGUUUACACAGUCAGGCCGGAAAAUCAUGAUGGUCCCUUGAGAACUCUGCAUAGAGACCUCCUACGUCCUUGCAGUUUUUUACCAGUGAGUGUGGGGAGGCCUGUUACACCACAACGUCUUCGCCGACCCCAGACAAGGCAGUUUGCUGAGUGCAACACAGAAGAUGUGUUUUCUGAUUUUGAGGAAGACUUUGAGAUUCACAGACAUGGGAGAUUGCCUGCCAUGACGCCCACGAGAUUUACGGCUGUCUACGAGAUACCUAGGAGAGAUGAAAGUAACUUACCUGGUGAUGAUCCUGUGAAUGAAAGUAACUUACCUGCCGAUGGUCCUGUAGACAAAAAUGACCUACCUGUUGUAGUUCCAGUGGAAGAUGACUACCUAACUCCAGGUACCCCUGUGAGAGAAAAGACACAAGAUCAGCCUGAAAGUCAGUCGCUUCAUCUGACUUUUGCAGUUGACACAAAUGUUGCAGAACCAGCCGAGGCAGACUCCAAUGCCAAUUCUUCUGAGCCGGCAGAUGAGGCUGAACCUCAGGAAAUGGCUGAACAGAGCAUCCGGAUGUAUGAACAACCAGAGGAAGUUAGUAACGUCCCAUUGGAAGAGAGCAAUGCUGUAUCAAGUGACGAUGCCGCCACAGAAACACUUGAUGGUAUUAGACGAUCGACAAGAAACAGAGAAAGACCUGACAGGUUACAGUAUUCACGCCUGGGACAUCCACUAAUAUCCAUUGUUCAGUCCUUGUUCCAAGGGUUGAGUACAGCCUUUACGGAUGUUCUGCAAGAUGCCCAAGAUUCAGAAUAUUUGCUUACUUCCUGCCCUAAGCUUACAACCAAGCAGCCACCCCCAUGCACAGGGACGUGCAUGAUUUCAAGAGGGGAGGGUGUAGCCCAGACUAAUAAUUUAGUCAUUUAGUUGUUAAACUUUUAGAAAGAACAGCAAUAGUGGAAUUAAUAAAAAUAAUUAAAUAAUUUAUUUGCACAAGAAACUAGGUUAAACACAUAUUUACUUUAAAUAAAUGACAAGAAAAAAAAAAUGGUUUAUUUUAUUUUAUUUUAUGGGAUUUAUUUCUGGUUUCUGAUUGGCUUGCAGGCCUAGGGAGGUUUGUUGACCAAUGAGGUUGCACAACAUAGGUGUGUGCGGCGGGUGAACACGCGGUUCCCGGCGUUUUUCUCACACUAGGGCAGACAGCGGUAGAGCGAGCACCUGGAGCUCAGAUCUUUCCAGCUAAUCGGAAAUAAAACAAAGUAAAAGUUAAUAAAAGUUCACUAAAACAUCACAGAACAUUCCUAGUUAGCAGGAUUACUUACCUGGAGCUGUAAUUGGAGCGUCUGCGUUGUCAACCCCGUGUGAGCAUGCUGCGGUUUCCCCGCAUUGGUCAGGUUUUUUGAGAGAGGUGAAGUUGAACUGAAUUCCAGUGAUUUGGAUGGCGAGCCGAGCCCGACUAUCUGAACCAAGGAACCUUACUGCAUGCAGCGAACUGAACUGAACUCUGAUUCCACGUUCACACUGACACUGAGCCUAUUCACUUCUGAGCUUGGUAGGCUAAACUUGCACUCCCACAAAUCGCAGGAUCCUACAUUCGCUCGACUUAAUUUUGUGGACAUGGACUGUGGUAUGCGAACACAUUUCCAAUUGGAAUCAGAACACUAAAGGACGUCUAAGUCCCAGGAUUCUCUAAUUUCCAUUUUCUGAACGUGACUGGUGUUUAUUAUUUUCUUUGUUUUUUUCUCUUCUCACAAUUACCCGGGUAACAUGUUUUGUAUGCAUUGAAUUGUGUUUUUUUGUAUUAAAUUGAACAAUUCCUUUUUCCAAAUAUA